AGGAAGGAACUGACAAACACGUGAAGAGAUCAGAUAGACUGAUCCGCGGAAGGCGCUGGAACCUUUGGGCGUUGUGUGGUCGUCAUGUUUCUCCAGUAUUACCUCAACGAGCACGGAGAUCGCGUCUAUACGUUGAAGAAAUUUGACCCAAUGGGACAGCAGACUUGCUCAGCUCAUCCUGCCCGGUUCUCCCCAGACGACAAGUAUUCACGACACAGAAUCACCAUCAAGAAACGCUUCAAGGUGCUCAUGACCCAGCAACCACGGCCUGUGCUCUGAGGGUCUCCCUGAUGUUCCAUGUCUCUUCUGCCGCCUGCUACCCUCGGAGACUCCCUAGCCAAGUUCCUCGAUCUCUGAGCCGGGAAGCCUUACCACUUGGGCUCUUUGAAACCCAGUCUCUACCUCCUUUGAUCAUGUUUGUGUGAGACAAUCGUGGGACAUCCCCCAUAAGGGAACAAGCUUAAUUCUUUUUUUUUUUUUUCAUUUUGAAUUACUGUCAGUUUAUUAAAGAUACAGUUAUUU
Molecule: messenger RNA, 522 nt
Organism: Tupaia belangeri chinensis (Chinese tree shrew)
Lineage: Eukaryota; Metazoa; Chordata; Mammalia; Scandentia; Tupaiidae
Gene: NOP10
Product: NOP10 ribonucleoprotein
Exons: 2
Coding region: 85-279 (64 amino acids)
Biological process (GO): rRNA pseudouridine synthesis; ribosome biogenesis; snRNA pseudouridine synthesis
Cellular component (GO): box H/ACA snoRNP complex
Molecular function (GO): snoRNA binding; telomerase RNA binding
Source: RefSeq, a predicted model, not a curated record